This is a messenger RNA of Bombus huntii, 998 nucleotides long. Its product is annotated as sugar transporter SWEET1. Bases 138 to 800 code for a protein of 220 amino acids. The record is from RefSeq and is a predicted model, not a curated record. Lineage: Eukaryota; Metazoa; Arthropoda; Insecta; Hymenoptera; Apidae. Gene Ontology annotation, biological process: carbohydrate transport. The transcript is spliced from 6 exons. Gene Ontology annotation, cellular component: membrane. Gene Ontology annotation, molecular function: sugar transmembrane transporter activity.
UAACCAAUCAUUAGGUACUUUUUUCCCCAAUCUCCCCGUUUAUGGUGGGGACAUUCAGUUUCGUAAUGAUGAAGUGAUUCGUAGUCGUAGUCUCAUAGUAGUCAUUGAGUAUUAAGGAAGAUAACUGUUAAAACGCGAUGGGUUUGGAGGAUUACAAAGAACUUGUGGCAUCAUGUGCCUCAAUUUGUACAAUGGCCCAAAUGUCAGCUGGCACAUUGAUAUGUAAGGAUAUUUAUCAAAAGGGCUCGUCUAAAGGAUUUGAUCCCAUGCCUUUUUUGGGUGGCAUAGGAAUGUGCAUCUUGAUGCUUCAAUAUGCAUGGAUUGUGAGGGAUCCUGCAAUGAUUAAUGUUAAUGUUUUUGGAUUACUCACAAAUACAGCAUACAUGGCUGUAUAUUAUUAUUACUCACCACACACGAAGGAUACACGUGCUUUAAUAGGCAAGGUAGCAGCCUUUGUAGCGGCCUUCCUCGCGUAUGCACAAGUGGAAGAUCCCGAGAAGCUCGAGUUCAGAUUCGGUUUGAUUGUGACAGGAUUAUUUUUCCUCUUAAUAGCGUCUCCUCUUCUACAUAUUAGGGAGAUCAUAAGGACGAAAAACACGGAUAUCCUUCCGUUCCCACUGAUAUUUAUGGGCACUAUUGUUAUAUCUUUAUGGCUAUUGUACGGGAUUAUAAUUAAUAACGUCUUCAUUAUCUUUCAGAACUCGGUUGGUUUUGUUUUGUCUGUGGCGCAAUUGUCCCUGUUCGUGAUAUAUCCAUCGAAAUCGAAAGGCAAAGCUUCCAGCCAAGAAAAGAAGGAUUAAGAAAAGUGAUAUUGUAAAUAUUGGAACUGUGUAGGAUGUCUUGUGCCUCCAACUGUUACAAUUUUUCUACACGCCUACAAAUUAGCAACUAAAAUAAGGUCUACAAAUAUGAAUUGGAUAAUAAUUAACGCCGAUAGCCAUUGAUGUUAAUUGUUAUAUCUAGACGAUUCUUAUUAAACGACGAAUUUUCUAAUGAAA